This is a messenger RNA of Coniosporium apollinis CBS 100218, 933 nucleotides long. RefSeq lists its product as uncharacterized. The record is from RefSeq and is a predicted model, not a curated record. Gene Ontology annotation, molecular function: transcription cis-regulatory region binding; DNA-binding transcription activator activity, RNA polymerase II-specific. Gene Ontology annotation, cellular component: RNA polymerase II transcription regulator complex. The coding region runs from base 1 to 933 and encodes 310 amino acids. Lineage: Eukaryota; Fungi; Ascomycota; Dothideomycetes. The transcript has 3 exons.
AUGGACUACAACUACUUCAACUCGCCGCCGUCCCAGCCGUAUCUCUUCAACGGCCUCCCUCCGACACCAAGCUACGACAACGCCUCAGCCACGGCUAUAGACAGCUUUCAAGCUCCCGGCCAAAGUCUUGGCCCCUUCCUCCCCGAGCCCGAUUAUGAUGCCCUCACGUACGCCUUUGAGUCCUCUGACUUCAUCCUCACUGCCUCCGGCUCGCCGCCAAUACCACAGGUUUCAUACGUCGCGGACGGCCUCGCAAGGGUCGACGCCGAGGAUAGCGGACGAAGACGCAGUGGAGGCAGAACAAGGAGUAGCAGCGAGGAGGACCGGGAGCAGGACAAGGGCCUGACGCCGGCGCAGUGGCGGCGAAAAGAACAGAAUCGAGCUGCCCAACGCGCCUUCCGCGAGCGCAAAGAACGCCAUCUCAGGGACCUUGAAGACAAGCUCGAGGCCCUCUCGUCCCAGCACGCGACUCUCGCGUCCACAAAUUCGCGCCUCCUCGCUGAGCUCGAGUGCGCACGCGUUGAGAACGAUAUUCUACGCGCGUCUUCCUCCUCGGAUCCGCACCUUAUCCGCCCGCCCAGUCCCACCGACCUGCAUACUGGCGGUGAUGGGCCGGAACUCAAAGAGCCGCCCGAAAUACAAGGACAAGAAGAAGCACAUUACACCCGCGCCCCCGCCGCGCCCCCUGUGUUCCCCACCCCCGCAUAUCUGUCCCAAGGGACCCAAGGCACCUACCUCUCGCCAUCCGCGGCCUGGGAUAUGAUCCAAUCGCACCCACUAGUCCGCGACGGGGGUGUGGAUAUCACGGAAGUGGCGGCGCGGCUGCAGAGGCGCGCGACGUGUGACGGCACGGGGGGACCUGUGUUCGAAGCUGGGGCGGUGAGAGAAGCGGUGGAGGGGGCGACGAGGAUUGGUGGGAACGGAUUGGGAUAG